Messenger RNA from Syngnathus acus (greater pipefish), 3559 nucleotides. It is a transcript of the gene l3mbtl1b, whose product is annotated as L3MBTL histone methyl-lysine binding protein 1b. Bases 170 to 2686 code for a protein of 838 amino acids. The transcript is spliced from 22 exons. Gene Ontology annotation, molecular function: protein binding; zinc ion binding. Gene Ontology annotation, biological process: regulation of DNA-templated transcription. Gene Ontology annotation, cellular component: nucleus. NCBI's taxonomy places the organism in Eukaryota, Metazoa, Chordata, Actinopteri, Syngnathiformes, Syngnathidae. The record is from RefSeq and is a predicted model, not a curated record.
UGUAUGUGCGCGUGUGUUGCAUUGACCACUGAUCGUAAAGUGAACUUUUUUUUUUUCCCCCUUCGAACACAAACUUGUCGGUAGCGCAUCUUCCGCGCAUGCGCAGCCUCCUCUGCUUGAAAUAAGAGUUAAAAGAGAAACGAGUUGCAGGGAUUUGUAGGGAUCUGGAAUGGCUGACACUCCACCCUGUGACGGUCCUUCACAAGGUGCUGAAUUUGACAUGAUGGGCGCUCUGGACUGGAAGGAUGGCAUUGCAACGUUGCCAGGAAGCGACAUCAAGUUCCGCAUGACAGAGUUUGGCACACUCGAGAUUGUGACAGACGUAGAAAUGAAAGGGCAGCAGCCGGCGCCUAAAAAGGAGGUUUUGGACCCGGUGCCAUCUCACAGUCCCACACCGCCACCUGAGGGUCAAUCGCAGACAAAACCAGUACCCCCACCAGCACCCGCACCAGCUAAUAAUAUUCAGCCGGCAUCCACUCAAGGGAAAGCCGCUGGACCUGUUGUCCUGUCUUUGGAGGAGACCCCCACUCUUGAAAGUCCCAAAGUGGAAGUUGGUCCAAGUGUGGAAGUUGGCCCAAAUGGGGAGCUGACUCAAUGCCGAACCUGCGGCAGUCAAGUUGCCCGAGAUUCUCUCCUACAGGGAAAGUUCUGCAGCCCAAACUGUGCCCAGCCCACCAGUGGAAGGUCAUCUCCUGGAGAGCCCCGGGAGUGCCAAGUUGCUGAAAGCGAGACCUUAGGUAAACGCGUGCGUAAAAAGAGAAAAAUCUAUAUGGAUUCUGGUGAUGAGGAGGAAGACAACCAAGAGGAACCAGAGGAGAAAGCCAAAACUACCAAAGGCAGGAGAGGAGCCAAAAUAGCCAAACUUGCUACAGCCCCACCGAACAAGAAGCGGGCAUGGAGCUGGCCGGCCUACCUGGAGGAGGAGCGUGCCAUCGCCGCUCCUGUCAAACUGUUCAAAGAGUAUCAGUCGGUUCCUCAAAGCCGGAACAGCUUUAAGGUGGGGAUGAAGCUGGAGGGGCUGGAUCCGUGUCACCCGUCUCUCUUUUGUGUGCUCACCGUGGCAGAGAUCCAAGGCUAUCGAGUGAGGCUUCACUUUGACGGCUACCCGGAGUGCUACGACUUCUGGGCCAACGCAGACUCGUGGGAUUUGAAACCGGCAGGCUGGUGUGAGAAAAAUGGACACAAAUUAUUGUUGCCCAAAGGUUGUAAAGACGGAGAGUUCAACUGGAGCAUGUACGUGAAAAACUGCAGAGGUCAACUGGCCCCCAAGCACCUCUUCAAGAGCCUCAACACCUCGGUGACUCCCUCCGGAUUUCGAGCGGGCAUGAAGCUGGAGGCGGUGGACCGGAAGAACCCGUCGCUGAUCUGCGUGGCAACCAUCGCAGCUGUGGUGGACAACAGACUUCUCAUUCACUUUGAUAACUGGGACGACGCAUAUGAUUAUUGGUGCGACGCAAGCAGUCCAUACAUCCACCCGGUAGGCUACUGCGAGGAGACCGAGCUCACUCUGACCACUCCAGCUGGUAAGACACAGAGCAAGACAAAUGUGGAAUAUAAGCAACCUAAGAGUUUCUCCUGGGAGAAAUAUUUGGAAGAGACGGGCACACAGGCUGCUCCUGCUCGGGCUUUCAAACCGAGACCUCCACAUGGCUUCCAGGUGGGAAUGAAGUUGGAAGCUGUGGACAGAAGGAACCCCAUGCUCAUUCGUGUCGCCACAAUCGCAGACACGGAAGACCACCGGCUUAAGAUCCAUUUUGAUGGCUGGAAUCCAGAUUAUGACUUCUGGGUGGAGACCGACUGCCCCGACCUGCACCCUGUAGGCUGGUGUCAUAAGACUGGACACUCUUUGCAGCACCCUAACAGUGCUAAUGAUGUGAGUCCUCCAGGACAGGGAUGUCCCACCCCAGGAUGCAACGGAGUCGGCCACAUCAGAGGACCUCGUUAUGGAACACAUUACACUCAGGUGAGCUGUCCCUACUCGGAGAUGAAUCUAAACAAAGAGAGCCUGCUCCCAGACCGUCUCAGCGGCGAGCGACCCCUCGUGCUCAGCGGCGCCCUCCCCCGCGGGCGGCGCCUCGAACCCAACUCAACUACUCCCACGCAGACCGCCUCCACGCCAGAACAGCCCGAGGCAGCCGACAACUCCCACACCAGGAAACCACUAGAGGUGGAAGCUGAGAUUUCAGUUCGCAGUAGCCAGCCAGAGCCACUAGGAGGUGCCAGUGAGCAAAACCAAAAUGGAACCAGACUCAAAAGGACUGCUUCGGUUCCCAAAUAUCUCAAAAUGCACUACGUGAAAGAAGAGUCUGGUGAUGGUAAAGCAUCCCCAGACUCCAUUUCCCUCCAGCAAGCCCUUCACGAGUCAGUGUUCUCCCCCGGCGUGUCUCCCGCUCCCCCCCACCGGGUGGCGCUAUGCUGGGACAAACACUGUCAACUGCUGCCUGAGGUUCUGGGCCUCACCGCCAAGAGAGUGGCGGGAUGGAGCACGGAGGAGGUGUCCAGUUUUGUGAAAGGACUCCCAGGGUGUAAAGAACAUGCUGCAACAUUUAAAACAGAGCAAAUAGACGGCGAGGCCUUUCUGCUACUCACCCAAACAGACAUCGUCAAGAUCCUGUCCAUCAAGUUGGGCCCCGCCCUGAAGAUUUAUAACGCCAUCCUCAUGUUUAAGAGCGCCGAUGAAGAGUAACUCUAAGGACUCCCAACAGAAACGUUUACAGAAAAGCCAUCCGCUAUAAUAAGUUGCUCUCUUCUCAAUUGACUUAACAACAGGGAGAGUUCUUUAAUUGUAUUGUUUACUGACACGUCAAUUAACAGACACCUUGAAAAAUGUUCCUGACAUAGUUUGUGAAUUGUCCCCAAAAAAAAAUGUCAGAGCUUUCAAAGCUGGUUAACCAAGCACUUUAGUUGCUUGUGUUUUUUUUUAUUUUUAUGAAUGGCACUGUUUUUUUUUAUUCUCUCUCUCUCCAUUAGAGAGCAAGUGAAAGCUGAGAACAGUAUCAAUGAUUUUUUUUUGUGAAGGGUGGGGGGAAAAAAAAUUCCCUUCCAACAAGGGCCACUUCAUUUUUUUAUGACGUCCUCAGAGGGCUGUCUGAAAGUUAAAAACCAUGCGGACAAAGGUAUUUAUUACUGUACAUCUAUAUGGGAAUUUUCAGGUUGCAUUUGUUAGAAGUGCACGGCGGGCUGUAGGCCUUCCCCUCACUGGUCUAACUGGUGAUUAAGAAAAUUCCUGGUUUAUAAUUCUCAUUGUUUUGAUGGCACAUGAAUGUUUCAAAAAAAUCUUUUGCCAUUAUAAAUAGAAUGCAGCUACACAAGGAUUUGCUCCUGCUUGGUUAUGCAAAGAUUGAAGGCGAAGAAAAAUGUAAAAAAAAAAAAAAAAAAACGUUGACGAGGCAACAAACUGUCGGUCACCAGUUUGGAAUGUGUUACUUCGGUGCGUGUUUAUAUGCAAACAGCUUUUUAUUUAUGUAUUCUAAUUUAAGGGUUAAGGGUAUGCCGUCUUGGCUCUAAGGAGUGUGUGAGUGCUUGCGCAAGUUUGGGUAUGAAAUAAAUGAGAUGCACA